AUGGCGAGCGAUCACAAAUUUUCUGACUCCACUAAUUUUAGUGUUAUUCAGUUUUAUAAAGAUCUAUUGCCUCAAGAUAUUGCAUUAUGUAAUUUAGGAUACAAAGGUGAGCAUUUAAAAUGGUCAAGUGAUCUUGAAGCAUUAAAAUUAUUCUUUAAAGAAAAGUUAGGCCUAAAGGGCAAGUGCAUAUCACCAGGAGGAAACUCGAAAAAGUUCAAAUGUACUAACUUCAAUGUCAUGGCUACAUGGUACUUCAAGAAGCAACAAACUCUGUUGUUCCAAGGCAACAAUGGUCCGAUUUUAAAGGAAAGUUUAACAAGCAAUGUUAUGACAAUGUAG
Paramuricea clavata is the source of this 339-nucleotide messenger RNA. The record is from the annotation of a GenBank genome assembly. Lineage: Eukaryota; Metazoa; Cnidaria; Anthozoa; Malacalcyonacea; Plexauridae.